AUGGUCGAUUCCACCGCCGAGCCAGUCAGCAGCUCUGCCCACGCUGGCACCUCUCCCAGAAGACCCUUCUCCCUUGCCUCAGCCUUUGAGAGCGUGCGCAACUCCAUUCAUUCCCAAUUCCCAUCCAGCGCAUCCGCUGCAUACUCACAAGGAGAUGAGGAUGCAACGCAAGCCGGUCCAUCCGGUCUACCAGCCCCGCAACUCUCGUCCACCUCCACAUUCACUCCUCCAUCAGACUGGCCGCCUCUCAUCUCGGAACGCAAACUAGCAAGGUUGUUCCCAGAUCAUUCGACGCGCGACGCUGUGCGACAAUUCUACAAGGAGAGACAGCUGGAUUGGGAUUGCGAUGCGCAGAGUUUGGGAGAGAGGAGUGAGAGCAACAGAGCUUCUGCUGCCCUGUUUGAUCUGCUGGUCAGAUUGGACGUGCAAGGUGCCUCGGAUGCGGAGCACGAGCUUCAUACAAGAUCGGUGACCGGAUCUGAAGGCGGUCCAUCGGACAGUGCGCAAAAGAGCACAUCCGAGCGAUCAAGGUCGACUGUGGAUCGUUCAAGAGCGUGGGAAGCGCACGAUGUGCUGCAAGCUAUCGACAAGAAAGACGUGGAGACGUUGAUGCGUAUUCGAGAUGCAUCUUUCGACCUCUUGCUGGAUGCUGGUGGUGGAGUCGGUGGAGGAACAAAGAGCGCUUCCACUCCCAGCACACCUUUAGGAUACGCCAUAUCUCUUGGUCCCGCUUGGGAAGGCAUCGCAAUCGUGCUGGUGGGCGCCAUGAGCAGAUUUGUAAAUCAGUUGCCGGACGAGCAGGCUCAGCAUCGAAGGGCUGAUAUCAGAGCUGGCAAACACGCGCUCCGAAACGGCACUCUUCAGACAGACACUAUCACGCAAGCGAGACUGCGAAGGCUGCGGGUUAAUCUCAAAUUGGCAAUCGAGUGAGUCAAAGUGGAGAGCGCGCCAUUCCAAUGCGUGCUUCGUCGGCGUCCUACGCCACGCAUGCUCAAUCUGACGAUUGUCCUCCUUUCAGCCACUCCAUCUCGCUCUCGCAGGUGCCUCUAGUGACUUCCUACGUUCAAGUCCUGUUCAUGUCCGAAGGCUCCACUUUUCUUCACGACGGCUCCCUAGCCGUGCAGAGGGCGCUCUUGCCGCACACGCACGACUCCGCCUUAUCUCCCCCCGCUCUCAACGUAGCGCGAGGAGCGGUGGAACGCUUCGUUGCCCCUCAUUUACGAACUCGAGCAGGAUCUAAUCUAGGCAAGUCUUCCUCCUCAGCAUCCUCAGCUGUCACGAGCAUAGCGGCGCUAGAAGAUCUGAUCGCCAAUGCCAGCUUGGACCUCGUGCUGUUGGCCCUUUGGGAUCUGGUGCUCUUGCGUCAGAGCGAGUGGGAUGUACUUUCUGGCACAACAGCAGCAGCUGGUGCAAACACGAGCAACGCAUCUCCCAACACCUCCAACGCCUUGUCUCUUAAUGCAGAAGAGCUUCAAGAUCUUUCCGAUCCUUUACCACUCUUCUUCUUUGCUAGGGAUGACAGGAUGACUUCGGCUUAUCUGCAGCGGAGCAAAUUGCUCGAAAAGGCCUUGGCUAGCUUGGAAUUGAGUCGUAAUGCCAGCAGCAAGAGGGAGAGGAGAGCACUGCGGAUAGCUAGGAAUGUGGUCCUGGCCCUGCAAGAUGGAGCUAGACGAUUGAGCGCCAAGGAGAGGGAGGAGAAAGUGGCGAGAGUCCUGCAGGCAGAGGGAUGCUGA
This is a messenger RNA of Ceraceosorus bombacis, 1733 nucleotides long. NCBI's taxonomy places the organism in Eukaryota, Fungi, Basidiomycota, Exobasidiomycetes, Ceraceosorales, Ceraceosoraceae. The record is from the annotation of a GenBank genome assembly.